Molecule: messenger RNA, 1503 nt
Organism: Polyodon spathula (Mississippi paddlefish)
Lineage: Eukaryota; Metazoa; Chordata; Actinopteri; Acipenseriformes; Polyodontidae
Product: V-type proton ATPase 116 kDa subunit a2-like
Exons: 8
Coding region: 86-1054 (322 amino acids)
Biological process (GO): vacuolar acidification; proton transmembrane transport
Cellular component (GO): vacuolar proton-transporting V-type ATPase complex; plasma membrane; proton-transporting V-type ATPase, V0 domain
Molecular function (GO): ATPase binding; proton-transporting ATPase activity, rotational mechanism
Source: RefSeq, a predicted model, not a curated record
ACAUCUUGGAACAAAUCGUUAUUUAACCCUUGACCCAAAUGUAACUGGUGUGUUCAAUGGACCAUAUCCAUUCGGCAUUGAUCCGAUGUGGAACCUGGCCAACAAUAAACUCAAUUUCUUGAAUUCCUAUAAAAUGAAAAUGUCAGUCAUCCUGGGAAUUGUUCACAUGACCUUCGGAGUCAUCCUGGGCAUCUUCAACCACAUGCACUUCAGAAAGAAGUUUAACAUCUACCUGGUAUUUCUGCCCGAGAUCCUCUUCUUGCUGUGCCUUUUUGGGUACCUGGUGUUUAUGGUGGUUUAUAAAUGGUUGGCAUAUUCGGCAGAGAAUUCCAGUGUGGCUCCAAGCAUCCUCAUUCACUUCAUUAACAUGUUCUUUUUUCAAGGGACUGAAGGCUUUCAGCCACUUUAUCCUGGUCAGACAGGGUUACAAGUAUUUCUUGUAGUGGUAGCAUUGCUCUCUGUGCCUGUUUUGCUGCUGGGCAAACCACUUUACCUGUAUUGGCUCCACAAUGGAGGCAAGAGCCUUGGGAUGUAUAGAAACGGUUACGAGUUGGUGCGGCGAGGAAGUGAAGAGGAGCUGUCUCUUCUGAGGGCUGAAGAUCUGGAGGAAGGCGUCAGCUACACAGACCAUGGAGCAAGCAGAGACACACAACCAGAGGAGUUUGAUUUUGGAGAUGUGUUAAUGCAUCAAGCUAUUCACACUAUUGAAUACUGCCUUGGCUGCAUCUCAAACACUGCUUCCUACCUGCGACUGUGGGCACUAAGUCUUGCACACGCACAGUUGUCUGAAGUUCUCUGGGAAAUGGUAAUGAGAGUGGGCCUUCGUGUGGACACUAUGUUUGGCAUUGUGUUACUAGUGCCAGUCUUCGGGCUGUUUGCUGUAUUGACUGUGGCUAUUCUACUUGUCAUGGAGGGUCUUUCUGCAUUCCUGCAUGCUCUACGACUGCAUUGGGUGGAAUUUCAGAACAAGUUCUACACUGGUGCCGGGAUCAAGUUCAUUCCUUUCUCCUUUAAACUGCUGUCCCAAAGUUUCGAACAAGAUGGUGUGCUUUGAAACGAGUGCUUGGAGACAGGGAGCACAGAAAAAUAACAUGCAACGAGAAUCACGACAUUGAACCUCAUAGGCUGGACAGUUUUAUUUUUUGUACUAAACUGGUUUGUUGCACUGACUGCCUUUUACAUAAUGCAAGCAAAUAUCUACAUAUCAUAUUUUAUUAUGAAUCAUAUUUUCAAGAUUUCGCAUCUCAGCGGCUGUAUAUAGAUAGCCCUUUAACAUUUCCAUGUUUCACUGUGAACAUUGUACAAUUCAUACUGUUUCAUGAUGAAUAGUGUAGAGGGAGGGGCUUGGGUUAUUGCUGGUUUUGUCAAAAGGUAAAAAAAAAUCUUAGUAAAACACUCCUUAAAGACAGUGUUAGUGAUGGGUUGUGACAUUUAAAAUUGACAACAGAUGUUAUUUUUUGAGAUAUGAUGGGAGGCCCAUAAAUAAAUGUAACAGCUUAUAAA